Messenger RNA from Zingiber officinale, 1969 nucleotides. RefSeq names its product protein Brevis radix-like 1. The transcript has 5 exons. Lineage: Eukaryota; Viridiplantae; Streptophyta; Magnoliopsida; Zingiberales; Zingiberaceae. The record is from RefSeq and is a predicted model, not a curated record. Bases 181 to 1425 code for a protein of 414 amino acids.
GCUCGAAUCAUCACAACUCUUCAGCAGCAGCAGCAGCAGCAGCAAAUCGGCCAUUAACGACCUCGUAGGCUCGUACUCUCCUCUCUAUCUCUCUCUCUCCCUCUCCCUCUCCCUCUCUCUCCCAUUUCGUUUCCUCUCCCGGAUUUGCAACGGUGCCUCCCCUUUCUCUGCGCCAUUCUGAUGCUGACGUGCAUCGCCUGCUCGAAGCAGGUCGGUGCCGCCACUGCAUCCUCCCGGGAUGUUUCCGGCGGCGUCGAAUCGCCGAUCCAUGAUCCGGAUGACGAAGACGUAGCCGACGGCGACGCCACGCCCAGCACCCGCCAGGCCAUCAAAGCUCUCACCUCUCAGAUUAGGGACAUGGCAUUGAAAGCUUCGGGCGGGUACCGGCACUGCAAGCCGUGCGCCGGAGCGGCUGCAGGGAGUCGGCGCCGCCCCCAUCGCCGCAGGGGCUACGCGGACUCCGAGGUGGGAUCUGGGUCGGAGCGGUUCCGGUACGCGUAUCAGCGGGCCGGAAUGAGCUCGGAAUCCACGCCGCGGGCGGCGGCGUUGGAGCGCGAAGUGGAGGUGCGGCUCAAGGCGAUCUCCAUCGGGGAGAGGACCCCGUCGGUGAGCGGCCGGACGGAGGCUGCGUCAGCCUUCUUGGAGGAGAGCGAAGAGGAGCCGAAGGAGUGGGUAGCGCAGGUGGAGCCAGGAGUGCUAAUCACCUUUCUCUCGAUCCCUCAGGGCGGCAACGACCUCAAGAGGAUUCAUUUCAGCCGUGAGAUGUUUAACAAGUGGCAAGCACAGAGGUGGUGGGCUGAAAACUGUGACAAGGUCAUCGAGCUUUACAAUGUCCAGAGAUUCAAUCGGCAAAUUGUUCCACUUUCAACUUUGCGUAGAUCCGAGGAUGAGGUGAAAGAAGAAUGCCAAAUAUGCUCAAAGGAGGACAGCUUUGCAACACCGCCACUCGGCAAAGAGCUACUUCCUCAUAAUCUCCACAGGCCGUUGAUGGGAGAUGGUGGAAUUGGGUACUCAUCAUCUGAUUCUUUUGAUCAACACCAAGGUUGCAGAGGCCAUAGCCUUGGCCAUCCUCGGCAUGCACGCCACUACUAUGACUCUGGUUGCCUCACUUCAACCCCAAAGCGUUCUAGCAUUAGUGGUGCAAGGACAGAGACAUCAUCAAUGGAUGCUUCAGUAAGAACAUGUUCAUCACCUGAUGAGGUGGAACAUUCUGGGGAAAUCUCAGUAUCUAUUAGCAAUGCUAGUGAUCUUAACAGGGAAUGGGUAGAAGAAGAUGAACCAGGUGUCUACAUCACAAUCCGUGAAUUGCCAGGAGGUAUCAGGGAACUUCAACGCAUUCGAUUCAGCCGAGAGAGGUUUGGAGAGAUGGCCGCGAGGCUGUGGUGGGAAGAGAACCGCACCAGGAUACAGGAGGAAUAUCUUUGACAGUUGGCAGGCAAUUAAACAAACACCACCAACUUGCUGUUUCUUUUAAACAUUGAUGAUUCUUUGGUGUCUUUUUCGAGUUCUUCCACAACAGCAUGCCCUUUCUUCAUUCAACCCAAUUGCAACCUACAAUGAGCUACUCGAUCGGUGAUCUAGAAAGACAUUAACAUAAACAUUUUACACGAUACAGUGUUGGUGUUGAGCUAUGUACUACAUUACUCCAUUUGAUAUGUUCAGCCUCAGGUAUUUGAUAAAGACAAGCCCAUCAAACUAAGAAGAGUUAUGCUCAUCUACUAGCUAUUCAGUCUUUAAGGGUUCUUGUGAUAAGAAAAUGCUACACUUUGAAAUGAGAUGCAUAGGAUAGCUUAGAAAACAUGUUUAGACACGUAUUAUGGAUCCACUUGAUUUGGGAGGAUUUAAAAUGAGAUAGAAAUUCAUCUUGAUUCAUUUACUUGUUUAUCCUUUUUGUGCUUAUAAAAGACAGUUCGAUGUACGAAGAUCCCAUCAAUAUGGGUUCCAGAGAAGGUUGGAUCACAUUAAAUUA